Molecule: messenger RNA, 1092 nt
Organism: Gossypium raimondii (Peruvian cotton)
Lineage: Eukaryota; Viridiplantae; Streptophyta; Magnoliopsida; Malvales; Malvaceae
Exons: 1
Coding region: 209-985 (258 amino acids)
Biological process (GO): mitotic spindle organization
Cellular component (GO): protein phosphatase type 2A complex; cytoplasm; nucleus
Molecular function (GO): protein tyrosine phosphatase activator activity; peptidyl-prolyl cis-trans isomerase activity
Source: RefSeq, a predicted model, not a curated record
UCCUACUCAACAUGCCGACCCAAUAAUACGGAAGCCGUAAUCCUGGCUCCUCUCCCUAAAUCUCAAAAGGUCCUAACGAUCGCUCCUCCCUUCCAUUUUGUGACCCCAGCCAAGAAAAUCACAUCCCCCGGGGACAUCCCCAAAUUCCACGACUCCGCAGCGUCUAAAAAUUAGCUAGGAUUCAUUGUAGCCUUGUCAGAAUCCAUGUAUGGCCAUAAAAUCUUCGAUCCAUGCCACGAUUCCCCCACUAUCUCCAAGAUUGUUUCCGUUAUCGAAAUCCUGCGGGCUAUGGGUCGACCAAAUUCCACCCGUUCAACAAUCCUCUCGCUACGGCAACACCUCUUAUCGAACCUGGCAUGAACGCUUAACUGAAAACGUCGAAUCCCUCAUGCUUCGGUUCCUCCCCGACGAUCUCAAACCAUCCACCGUCGAAAUCAUCCCUUAUUUCACUGAAAGAUUCGGUAACUCGAGCCGAAUCGACUAUGGGACCGGCCACGAAACCAAUUUCGCAGCCUGGUUAUAUUGCUUAGCCAGAAUGGGAAUCAUUAAAGAAGAAGAUUACCACGCAGUGGUGGCUAGAGUUUUUGUCAAAUAUCUAGAGUUAAUGAAGAAGCUUCAGCUUAUUUAUUGGUUGGAACCUGCGGGCUCCCACGGGGUUUGGGGUUUAGAUGAUUACCGUUUCUUGCCGUUUAUAUUUGGGAGUUCGCAGUUGAUUGAUCAUAAGUACAUGAAGCCGAAAUCGAUUCAUAAUGAUGAUAUUUUGGACAACUUUUCGAGCGAGUACAUGUAUCUUUCUUGUAUUCAGUUUGUAAAGAAAGUGAAACAGGGCCCAUUUGCAGAGCAUUCGCCGUUGUUGAAUGAUAUAAGUGGAGUGCCUAAUUGGAAUAAGGUGAAUACUGGGAUGCUUAAAAUGCAUAAAGCUGAAGUGCUUGAAAAGGUUCCUAUCAUGCAGCAUUUCCUCUUUGGAUGGCUCAUUAAGUGGUAAACUUAUUUUGGGUUUAUUGUUUAUUGUUUCAUUGGCAUAAUCUAACUGUUUAUAAUAAAAAGAAUUUUGUGUUGAUCAUUAUAUAUAAUGUUGGUUUUGUUUUGUCU